Molecule: messenger RNA, 1727 nt
Organism: Bursaphelenchus okinawaensis
Lineage: Eukaryota; Metazoa; Nematoda; Chromadorea; Rhabditida; Aphelenchoididae
Source: the annotation of a GenBank genome assembly
AUGAAACCUGGCCAAAGUAUUACGGCCGACACCUACUGUGCCCAGAUUGACAAACUGCGACACAAUCUUCCAACAAUGGUCAGAAGAAGGGGUCCGAUCAUUCUGCAGGAUAACGCACGGCCCCAUGCUGCAAAGAAGACCGUGGCAAAAUUCAGGGAACUGGGAUACGAAGUCUUGGAGCACCCUCCUUAUUCUCCAGACUUGGUUCCAACGGACUUUCACCUUUUUAAACACUUGUCUUCGUUUCUUAAUGGAAGAAUCUUCAAAACUCCAGACGAUGCCAAGACUGCCUUCAAGAAAUUCAUCAACUCCAGAAACCCGGAAUUCUACAAUCGUGGAAUAAAAAAGCUUGUAAAUCGUCGGCAAGACUGUAUUGAUUCAGACGGUAAUUACUUUGAUUGAUUGUAGUUGUUAAUUAUAUUGUUAUUAUUGUUAGUUCAAAAGUGAAUAAAUAUUGCAGAACUUUCCGGACAACCUAAUAUUUUCAGAAUAACACUUCUCCCUUAUCCUGGGACACGAAAAAGUCGAUUUGCUUAGGAUCUGCCUUAGGCCUUCACUUCUUACAUACAAUAGGAACAGCCCCAAUAAUUCACGGUGACGUGAAAUGUGCCAAUAUCUUGUUGGACAAACAUUUGGAGCCAAAGUUGGGAGAUUUUGGAUUGAGCAGAGAUGGUCAAGUUGAGUUAGAUGCUAGCGACAAAUCACCUAUGAUAGCGUCGCACAUCAAAGGAACGUUGGCUUAUCUGCCACCGGAGUUUACUAGGAGGUGAGUGUGUUAUAUCAGGUUGAACCAAAAGUAGCGGGACACUUCAUUUAUUUUUCAACUUAAAAGUGUCCCGCUACUUUUGUUUCAACCUAAUAUUAUAGUAAGGGUUUUUAGGGAUUGAAUAGUGGUUUUGGGGGUCUUUUUUAGUUUAGCUGAUAUUAGGUUGCUCAAAUAAUUCUGUGCCUUUAAACUCCGACAAUUUGCUUUGAGAGGGAGCACAUAAUUACUUGAACAACCUGUUAAUUCAUUAAAUGAUUUUUAGUAAAAUAUUGACCACUAAACUUGAUGUCUAUAGCUUUGGAGUUGUUUUGUUGGAAGUCGCUACAGGUUCGUUUACUUUUUUAAAUUUUUAUUUGAAAAUUAUGAUUUUAGACAGGUUUUCACCCAAAAACUUGAAAAAAACUUGUCAUUUGUCUCUAAAUGUGUGAUGAUAUGGUAUUUUCUUUGCUUUUACAUAAAUAUUGUCAUGUUGUUGUAAAUAAACAUUGUUCUGCUUUUAAAACUUUAUAUUUCAGGUCAAAGAGCCUACUCGGACAACAGAGAACCUCAUGGAUUAGUCAAUUUUGUAGCCAAACGAUACAAUGAACUCAGAAGACGGUCGAAUUUUGAAGAGGAGCUAUUCAAGGAGUUGUCUGACAAAAGGGUGCCGAUUACUAAAGAUGGUAAGGCUACUUUUUAAUGUUCCUUAAAUUUGAACGUGGCAUCAGUGCCAAACAGGCAAUUUUGGCGUAUAGGAGAUAAAGGACAAAAUUUUUUGUCAGUGGGCAUUCAAUGUGGACUUUUUUUCAAAAAUUUAAAGCUAGAAAGUUACGACUCCGUGUUUUACCUUCAUUUACUUAUUUCAGUUCCAGAAGCUGCAAUUUUCAAAAAGCUUCUACAUCUAGGAUCUCAAGCUUCUGUGGAAGAUCGACUAAAACGACCUUCAUUUUCUGAAAUUGUUGUGGCAUUACAAGAACUGUAA